AUGUCAGGUGAAAAACUUGUGCACGAACCUAAUGGUAGCACUAGAGUGCCGGGUGGUGGCGGCGUGAUUGUGGGGGGUGGCGGUAGUUCGGCCACCCCCCAAGGUGCACAACAGGGCAGCAACCUGGUGUACCGCGUGGUGAGCUCGAGGCAUCCGGGCGGCCAUCAUCCGCACGUGAAAAAGUCUGACAGCUCGCAGCAGACCGAGAACUCGGCGUUCAAACACCAGCAACACCAGCAGCAGCAGCAACAGCAACAGGGCUCUAACAGCCCCGCGAACAGCAGUUCAAACAGCCAGCAAUGGAAAAAAUACAUCGAGGCCGGAGCUGCGAGGGACCGGGAGAGAGACAAGGAGGGCGCGCCCCCGAGUCCUAGUCCCUCCAGGCGAUCCCAGGAUAAACACCGGAAACAGGCCAUGGCCGAAUAUGCGAACGGCGAGAAACCUCAGAAAGUAUCGUCGGGAACGUCGACCAGCGGAAGCAACAAAGUUCGUGGAGUACCGCAGAGUUUUGGAUACGUUAAGAGACACAGCGCUGGCACCAGUCCCAGUCCUAACGGAGUCCAAAAUGGCGGCAAGGAUACUACGAGAACGGCUCAAGUUAGCGCCGUUCCGAGAACAAAGGUUAAAGUGUCUGGUGGCACGCAGACGUGCACCACGGAACUCCAGGCGAACUCUUCCACGUCGAGUCAAGGGCAUCAUUAUAAGAGUUACAGUCUCACGGGUCCGAGCGCCAGUCAACUUUCCCAAUCGGUACGGGACCGUCUUAUGCUCGGUUCACAGAGCCUGCCGAAGCCAGGCAGCCCGGAAUUCACGGCGUUGUUCGCGUCCGCCCAUCAUCGGGAAAGAGGAUCCGGCGCUGGUCCAACCGGCGGUUCAUUUUCGCCGCGAGUUCUGAAACCGUCUGACGGAAGUCUCAGCGACACCUGUAGCAAUUAUGCAGCCCCUGAUCUUCAGGGAUAUUAUACACCCAACAGUCCGUACACUACAUCCUGGAUGAGGCACAGCAACACUUAUACACCGAGUGGACGUUCUCAAGGAAUGGGCCUGUGCGAGGCGGACAGCGUGGAGUCAUUGGGAUCUCAUCGUGCCAGCUUAACCCACGCUCGUCUAUUGAUGCAUCAAAGGGACUCUACAGGCUCCCCGGCUCCGCCGCGAUUGAACAGAAGCAAUUCCAUCAGAUCCACGAAAAGCGAAAAAAUGUAUCCAUCAAUGUUAGCUAGAGGAAGUGGAGCAUCGUCCUCUGUCGGCGAAGAAGUUGGAAUUGGAAUUGGCAUGGGCGUGGGUGUUGAACCUUAUUACAGUGUCCCUGUGGGAUCUACCGGGUGUACAGGGCAGCACUGGUCUCAGCCAACGUCACCGACGCCAACGCACACGUCCCGUCAACCUCCCAAUUUGUAUCAACACGUGCACAAGGAUGAUGACAUCCAUGGUUCCUCUGUAUCUUUGGUAUCGACAGCAAGCAGUCUCUACAGUUCAGCCGAGGAGAAGCAGGCACACGAGCUGAGGAAACUGCGUCGUGAGCUAAUGGACGCCCAAGAAAAGGUCCACUCGUUGACCAGCCAGCUAUCGACAAACGUGAGUAGACAUGUAGCCAUAGAUUAUCCGGUGCCGAUAAAACCCGUGGUCAGACGCGUAACGUGUAUUAACAACCUGCUACCGUUCGCCUCCGAGUCGUGUUGCCUAUUUCGUAAUUUAUAUACCGACCUAUUAAGCUGA
This is a messenger RNA of Dufourea novaeangliae, 1716 nucleotides long. RefSeq names its product protein sickie-like. The coding region runs from base 1 to 1716 and encodes 571 amino acids. The record is from RefSeq and is a predicted model, not a curated record. Gene Ontology annotation, biological process: neurogenesis; nervous system development. The transcript has 7 exons. NCBI's taxonomy places the organism in Eukaryota, Metazoa, Arthropoda, Insecta, Hymenoptera, Halictidae.